AUGGGCUGCCUGUCUGCAUGCAUCUUUGAGUGGGACGCAAGGGACCUCACUUUGUUGCGGCAGGCAAAGAGGGCGCUACUCGUGCAGGAGGGUGUGCCAGGUCUUACUGAUCAGAUGGUGGACGAGAAGAUCAGUAAAAAGGAGCUGAGCCUGUACUGCCGCAGGAGGACGCACGGGGAAGUGGCCACUCUCACCCUCAUUGAGCAGCUGCUGGAGAAACUGGGGGGGAAUAAUGGGAGAGACCUUAUGGGGGUGCCGCUGCUGGAACAGGUGCGCAUGGAGCACAUUUGGCGUGUGCAGAGACACCACGUGAAGUGCAUCCAGGAUGUGCCAGGUGUGCAGCUGUACACCGUGACAGGAACCACCACAAAGAGUGGCAUCCUGCUUAUAAAGUACCGCUGUGCACGAGGGUCUACAUCGCUGGAGUCAUUUCAUCUCCACCUAAACAGGUUUAUUCCAGGAACCAGUGCAAAUGCACUGAAUUUCCAAUUGUACCUCCUGGAAGGCCUGAACAGGUGGAACCAGGAUAGAGCGGCUGCUGCGGUGACCAGCAAGCAGGCAUCACUGCUGACAUAUGCUGGGGAUGUGGCUCACUGUGUCAACACCAACAGCCUCAAGGUGUUUGGUCGAGCAUUUGUGCCGACCUUCAGGCCGCCUGCCAAAUACAAUGGUAUGUAUAAUUGAUAUCUGG
Trematomus bernacchii (emerald rockcod) is the source of this 691-nucleotide messenger RNA. RefSeq lists its product as uncharacterized. Bases 1 to 684 code for a protein of 227 amino acids. Lineage: Eukaryota; Metazoa; Chordata; Actinopteri; Perciformes; Nototheniidae. The transcript has 2 exons. The record is from RefSeq and is a predicted model, not a curated record.